CUUCCUCUCCCUCUCCCUCUCCCUCUCCCUCGGUCCCUCCCUCCUUUUCGUGCAACUUCAGCUUUCUUUCUGGGCCCAAACCACGAAUUCGAAUUGAAGGGAGGAAUGAAUUCUUUCGACCUCUCUGUUUUCAUCCUCGAACAACCAAUUAGAAUUAGAUGAUUAAAUGAGGCUUUUUUGGUUUUCUCCCUGUUUUUUCAGGAUGAUGUAGGUUGCAAGCAGUCAUAUCUUUGUGGAUUUAAGCAGAAUACAUUGUUGUUUUGAUGCACUUCCUGUGAUAUUUAUUGAACCACUAAAUGGGAGGAGCUUGUUCAAGGAAGAGAGACCAACAGGUCAAUGAAGAGAGUGUAAGGAGAGGGGUCUCUGGAAGAUAUUCCAAAAGUGGAAGUUCAAAAUGGUUGGUAACCUCAUUUUCACGCCCUGGUGUAGAUAUUCAGCAGGGAAGAGGCAAUUGUCCAUCCCUCAUGGAACUUUGUAUUCAUAAAAUACGGAAGGAUAUUGAUAAAUAUAGUACAUUUUCAAUGCUCCCAAGGGAUAUUAGUCAGCAAAUCUUCAAUGAAUUAGUGACUUACCAUUGUUUGACUGAUUCUUCUCUCGAAUAUUUUUGGGAUUGUGCUCUUCAGGAUAUUUGUUUAGGGGAAUGCCCUGAAGUGAAGGACAGUUGGAUGGAUGUUAUCUCUUCACAAGGGCCUUCUCUAUUAUCUGUUGAUGUUUCUUGCUCAGAUGUAACAGAUUCUGGGUUGGCUCUCCUCAAAGAUUGCAAAAAUCUCCAAUCCUUAACGUUGAAUUAUUGUGAUCAGAUUUCAGAUCAUGGGCUAGAACACAUUAGAGGUUUUUCAAAUUUGACCACUUUGAGUUUAAAAAAGAAUGCCGGCAUAACUGCUGAAGGAAUGAGUGCUUUUUCUGACCUAGUGAACUUGGUAAAGUUGGAUCUUGAGCGAUGUCCAGGAAUUCAUGGUGGACUUGUUCAUCUUAAAGGUUUAACAAAGCUUGAGUCUCUUAAUAUCAGAUGUUGUAACUGCAUAACAGAUACAGACCUGAAGCCUCUUUCAGGGCUUUCAAACUUGAAAGAGUUGCAAAUUUCAUGCAGCAAAGUCACAGAUUCUGGAAUUGCACAUUUGCAAGGUUUGCUUAAGCUUGUUCUGUUGAACAUGGAGGGAUGCCCAAUUACUGCUGCAUGCUUGGAGUCUAUUUCAGCUCUUGUUGCUCUGUCAUACCUGAAUCUUAACAGAUGUGGUUUAUUCGAUGAUGGAUGUGAGAAGUUUUCUGAACUCGGGAACUUGAAAGUAUUGAAUUUGGGGUUCAAUAAUAUUACGGAUGCAUGCUUGGUACAUCUGAAAGGUUUAAAAAAUUUGGAAAGCUUGAAUUUGGAUUCCUGUAAGAUUGGUGAUGAAGGGCUAGCUAACUUGGCAGGUCUUCUGAACUUGAAAAUCUUGGAGUUGUCUGAUACUGAAGUUGGAAGCAGUGGGCUCCGUCAUCUAUCUGGUUUGGUUAACCUGGAGAGUAUAAAUUUGUCGUUUACUGUGGUUUCCGACAAUGGUUUAAGAAAGUUGUCUGGAUUGACGUCUCUUAGAUCACUUAAUCUAGAUUCUCGCCAAAUUACAGAUACUGGCCUUGCAGCUCUUACAAGUUUGACCGGCUUGACUCAUCUGGAUCUUUUCGGUGCUCGUAUUACGGAUUUUGGAACAAACUGUUUGCGCUACUUCAAGAACCUCCGGUCCCUAGAGAUAUGUGGUGGAGGAUUAACCGAUGCUGGUGUGAAGAAUAUCAAAGAUCUUACCUUAUUGACACUACUAAAUUUGUCACAGAACUGCAAUCUGACAGAUAAAACCUUGCAAUUAAUAUCUGGAUUGACUGCAUUGGUGUCUCUUAAUGUGUCAAAUUCUCGUGUAACUAAUGCGGGACUGCAGCAUUUAAGGCCUUUAAAGAACUUAAGAUCACUGUCUCUAGAGUCAUGCAAGGUCACACCUAGCGAAAUAAAGAAGCUUCAAUCAACAUUCCUCCCUGAUCUGGUAAGUGUUCGACCUGAGUGAUUCCCAUGAUAACAUGAGAUGAAGCUCUGUGAAUAUCCUGGCAAGGACAAUUAUGUAUAUAAGUAUCUGAAUGAGAAACAACUAAGCUAGAAAAUGCUUGAUGAAUUGUGCAUAUUAUGGGGUAAUGUGGGAAUGUGGGUAUGAAUGUUUGUCAAGAGUGACACAAGGCAAAGAGUGUCGUCCAUAUGUGAACUCUCAUUCAAACCAGUGUGAUUCCCAGACUGUAAAUAUGCUUUCCUGGCAUGGUCAAGACAUGCCUCUCUGGAGCAUGGAAAUUUGUAUAUAUACUGAUGCAAGUAUCUGUAUAAUAGAUGCUUUCUCGAGUUGCGCUGUUGAAUUUAUUGCUGUUUUACA
Nelumbo nucifera (sacred lotus) is the source of this 2387-nucleotide messenger RNA. RefSeq lists its product as uncharacterized. Gene Ontology annotation, molecular function: protein binding. The record is from RefSeq and is a predicted model, not a curated record. NCBI's taxonomy places the organism in Eukaryota, Viridiplantae, Streptophyta, Magnoliopsida, Proteales, Nelumbonaceae. Gene Ontology annotation, biological process: SCF-dependent proteasomal ubiquitin-dependent protein catabolic process. Gene Ontology annotation, cellular component: SCF ubiquitin ligase complex.